This is a messenger RNA of Cavenderia fasciculata, 3462 nucleotides long. RefSeq lists its product as uncharacterized. Bases 1 to 3462 code for a protein of 1153 amino acids. NCBI's taxonomy places the organism in Eukaryota, Evosea, Eumycetozoa, Acytosteliales, Cavenderiaceae. The record is from RefSeq and is a predicted model, not a curated record. The transcript has 11 exons.
AUGACAACUAUUGGUGUUAUUCAUUCACAAGAUUUAAGUCCAGACGAAUUGGCAUCAGCAAUAUGGAUCAUCAAGCAGUACAGUCUACCAGUUCCCAUGGAUCAAACUCUAUGUGGUACGACCGAAUUUAGUUGUGCUGGAGGACACAUAACCAAGAUUUCAAAUAUGCCAGGUACGACGACUACCAAUGGUCUACCAGAUCCAAACCUAAGACUCACCUUUCCAGCAGUAGAGCUGAUAGCGGUGAAUCAAAACCCAUUUUUCAGUGUAGCUGAUCCCGCCUUGUCUCUUUAUGAUCAACUACCAACAUGUUGUCCUAGCCUUACAACUAUUGCAAUGAUGUCAGAUCCUUCUCUACAGAAUUUUCCAAACAAUUUUGAUUUGAUUGCGCCAAGCACUCUACUACUUGCCACUUUUUCUCUUACAGGUAGAACGACUAUUACAUUCCCAAGUCACCCAUUGGUGUCUCAGAUGCAACUCUUUGCCGACGGUAAUGCUACAGAGUUUAUUAUUGAUGACUCUGUUCGACUUCCAAAAUUGGCAAUGUUGGGGUUCGGGCAGUACACAGGUUCUAGUCUUCGUUCUAUCGGAAACUUUACUGCCAAAUCUUUCCCAUCUCUUACAUUUUUAUACCCAUUUCUUCUUUGGACAACACCUCCAAUCAAUCUCAAUCUUGACCUCCCUAGUCUAACUUCCUUAGAGUUUUCUGAUAAUCCCCAAUCACCCAAUACAAACAUUCGUUUCGCCAAUACAUCGAGUCUAAACAGUUUAACAUUUUAUGGAGGCGAUAUAACGUUUGAACCAGGUCUUGAUCAAUUCCCAAAUCUAAAAUCAGUUACAUCGCAUAGAUAUAAUAGUAGUCGAUAUCCAUUUUUGACAGGGUAUCCACCCAGUAUUGAAACUAUAAGUUUCAUAGCUACACCAAUCAAUACAAUACCUGCUAUUACCAUUCCUUCAACCGCCACUAUUUUUGAUUUCUCAAGUAAUCAAAUCGCAAUGCCAAUUGAUUUCGAUACAGUAUUGAAAAACAUGACUGGAAAUUUGGGUUUGAAUCUUAGAUCAAAUGUUGCAUUUCAAGGACCACUAGACCAAGAAAAAUCACUAUGCAGGUUAAAGUUAUUGUAUAUGAGCGGUACUUCUAUAACCUCUGUACCAGAUUGCUUUUGGUGUUAUGUAAAUGAAGCUGCCAUGAGAUUUUCUGCACCUCAUUUAUCAAUCCCACCUGGAUUUACAUGUCAAAUCACGUUUGAAGACACCAAUCUAAUCAGCAUUUUCAAACGGGCCAUCAUCAAGGGCACAAAUUUGGGCUGGGGUCAGAGUGGAGGAGUCCUUUUCUCCACAAUUGUUCCAAAUGAACAAUUAGAGGCUAUCAUCCCUGCGCUUCUCACAGACGGACCACCUCAAUUAAUCAACAUUCCGUUUAGUGUAUAUUAUCCACUAUACACAUACCCGUUCAAUGUGACAGAGGCUGGAUUCAAUGUAUCGUCUAUCGACUUUAAGCAAAUACCAAACCAAUUGGCCAUCAUUACAGUCGUGUUUGCACCAGUAAACACAUACUUGUCUCAUAAUGUAUCAAUCGACGGAGUAUUGGCAACACCAAACUCAAGAGUUGCAAAUACCUAUCAAUUUGAAAUCCCAAACCUUUCAAAUGGUAGUUAUGAUGUUAGAAUUUUCAAUAAUUAUUAUUCUACCAUUAUGAAACAAGUUGCAUAUAUACAAUCAUACCCAAUUGUAGAUAAUUUUGUAUCAACUUCUCAAUAUGUUGUGACUGGAAGCAUAUUACAAUUUAAUGGAAAUUUUGGAACAGCUCUUCUCAGUUCAUCGAUUAUCAUUCAGAAUAAUAAUAGUCAAUACAACUUUACUGUAUGUUCAACGACCCAGUUUUUAUCAACCAGAAUUUCAUGUAUUACAUUAUCACCAAUUUCAAGUGGUCUUGCUACUUUUAAUAUUACUGUCGAUGGGUAUUCUAUUAUCGAGCAAUACACCAUACAAUCAGCUCAACAACAAUGUGAGAGCGAUACUAAUCAUUGUGGUAAUAAUGGUGUCUGUACACCUGAUGGUAGUUGUAAUUGUAAUGUCAAUCAAGGUUCCUAUUAUAAUGAUUGUUCAAAACCAUUCCCAUUUGCAACAAGUGGUCAAGUGAAUGAUCAAAAUUCAACCCAACGAUCUAUUAGUUUAUUUGGUGAUUUUGGACCAUUUGGGUUGACAAACUCAUCGGUUACAAUCAACAACACUAUGAAUUGUAUUAUCGAUCAAUUGGAAUCGACUCAAUUCCAAAUCAAUUGUCAACUUGUUUCAUCACCAACCACAUUUGGUCCUGCUUCUGUUCAAUUGAAUGUCAAUGGAUCAUUAUUUGAUAGUAAAACAUAUCUCAUUCGAUUCAUCAAACCAGGAGGAGGAUCAACUACUACAUCUCCAACAACAACAACCUCUUCUGCAACAACAGGAGGAAAUACAAAAACACCUCAAGAAAUAUGUGAAGAGACCACCCAAUCAUGUUUUGGUCAUGGUUAUUGUGAUGAAAAUGGAAUAUGUCAAUGUGAGGAUAAAUAUAAUCCAGUUGAUAAUUGUUUGACUAAAUUUGCAGACAAUACAACCUAUAUUCCCAAUCCAGAAUCACCAUCAACAAAUAUUAGUGUGGACGGAGUUGAAUUUGGAUUUGAUAUUGUUGCCAUUCAAGAAAUAGGAUUGGAUAAUGAAAUUGUCAAGGAGCUAUUGACAAAUAGUUGGUUAUCAAAUAUUACUAUCAAUAGUUCAUUGACCAAUGCUGUCUAUCAACUAGUGAUCUCCAAUACAAGUAUCCUCUUCGCCAAUACUACUACUCAAGUGACAGUCAAUAUGUCAUUCUCACAACAAUCAAGAACCGUGGAAUUUGGCAACCAACAAUUAUUGAUCAAUUCUAAUUCAAUUAAAAUGGCAGUAUCUAUCAACGGUUGGGAAUACUCUUCCAAUGUAGCAACACUAAGAGUAGUUAUAAAGACAACAACCAACAAUCAACAAUCAAUCGAAUAUGAUUGCAAAGAGACAGACAUUGAAUCAUUCUCAUACGAUGAUUAUGGAACACUCCAAUACCUCAGAGUACUCAAAGACAAUGUUCAAUUCAACGGUAGAUUCAUUGAUUUUGCUUUGGCAGAUGGCCGAACAACCUAUUCACAAACCCUACUCAUCAAUCAAACCCAGAUCAGUUCCAAUCAAUCAACAGCAAUGAUAGGUAUCAGUCUACCUCAAUGUCAAACAUGUAUACUCGAUCCAGAUUUCACACCACUGUUGGUAGUCAAUGAUAAAGCUGGUGGUGAUUGUUCAUCAUCAGAUGACAACAAAUGGAAGAUUAUUGUUGGAUGUGUUGUAGGUGGUAUCGGUAUAGUGGCCAUCGCAAUAGCAAGUGUAAUUUACGCAAAAAUGAAAAUCAAACACAAGAGACACAACAAGAAAAUGGAAUCUAAAUUAAGAGAAUUCAAUUAA